Molecule: messenger RNA, 384 nt
Organism: Adineta steineri
Lineage: Eukaryota; Metazoa; Rotifera; Eurotatoria; Adinetida; Adinetidae
Source: the annotation of a GenBank genome assembly
AUGAUAAAUAUUGAUAAAUCAUCAUUACUACUUCCAACUAUUGAUAUGUUUCAAUCUUAUAUUCCUCUAACAUCUACACCAAAACGUUCAACUAAAUCUUCGUAUUCUCAACCAUUAUCAUCAACAUUAUCAACAUCACAUAGUUCUUCCAAGCAAAUGGAUUUAUCAAUUUCAGCAAUUACUUUAAUUAAAAAAUCAUUAGUGCCUUGUAAAAAACGUCGUCAUUCAUAUUUUCGACGACGACAAACUCAUAUCCAUUCAUCGACAAUUAAUAAACGUAUUGAACUCAAACAUUUAUUAUAUUCAACACGAGCAAUGAAAUAUCAAAAUGAUGAUAAACAACAUCAUUAUACAAAAAAUGAAUUGAAAAUUUAUAUUGUAUAA